UAAAGCGUCAAAAUGGCGACAAGGCAACGAAACAGACCGUCGUCUGGAUUCGAAAAAACUCGUCGUGGUAGAGAAAUAAUGCGUCCUAUAAUUUCAUCGGAUGUAAUGGGUAAUAGAAAUGUUGAAAUAGUUCCAGUUGGAGCAUGGGUUGAGCCUGCGGAUGCUGAUGUUCAGCAAGAUGCAGUAACAGCUGCCAAAGAAGAAGAGCUGAAAAUUAAACAAAUUAAAGAAGAAAAAGAAAACUGUUUGCGAGAUUUCCAAAGAAAAGUCAAACAGCGUCUCAAUUAUGCUAAUCGAUUAAAGCGAGAAAAACAAAUACAAGAAGCAGAAGAAGCAUUUGAAAGAGAAAGAAAAGUUGUUCAACAAUCAUUACUAACUGGAGAUGCACCAAGACGUGACACAUGUAUCCAGAGACAAGACCUAGAUAAAGCAAUUAUGAAGCGUCUUUUAGAAAAAUAUGGAGAAGAUGUUUCAACUUGGGAAAGAGUUUCUAGUCAGCCAUUGCAAUCCCACACAGAAGAGAGUCACCAGGUUACAGACAAAGCUCGUCAACAAUUGAUAUCAAGAAAAAUUGGACAGAAAUCUAAUGAAGAUAGUCAGAAGCAUAACCUUCGUAGUAAAGCAACUAGAGUUGUACAGAAUCCUGUGGUGAGAAGUGUAGUCAAUGUAGAUGGUGGGAAUGUCAGAACCAGCCAGUCCAAAAGGAAGACCCAGAAGUUAGAGGAGGAUAAAAAGUUAAACUCUGAGUUGGAGGUGGCAGGGAACAAAAAAAAUGAUCAAGUACCCAACUCGAGAACAGAGGCUGAAGAAUCAGAUAACACAGAUGUUAGCAGUGAUUAUGACAGUGAUUAUGACAGCGUUGAUGAAGAAAGUACAAAGGUUCAGUUUGCUGAUCCAAAGAUUAUAACAGUCAGGCAAAAGAUUAAAAAAAGAUCAGGAUCCUCCAAAAGACCUUCUUCUUCAAGAUUAUAUGCCAUUUUAUCACAAGAUGCAGAAAAUGGACUUUUGGCUCGGCAGAGGAAGCAACAAACUGCCGUCUCUAGAAGGAUUUUCAUGGACAGAGAGAGAGAAGCGGUGAGAGAAAACAUUCGCAGACAGGAACACAGAAAAAAGAUUAUCAGCCUCAAGAAAGAGAAGGAGGAGGUCAGACAGGAGCUGGAAGAAUUAGCCCAUCAACAGUUUGAGCCAGAUGACUUUGAGAAGGGGGAGUCAGCUGAAGAAGCCAAACUCAGGGAGGAAAUAGAACAGCUGCAAAUCCAAGAGAUGGUGAACAGAAAGAAAGAUGAAAUAAGGAAAGCACGAGAAAUGGAAAGGUACCUGGAUGCAUUGCGCCAUAGUUUGGUUGAGAAGGUGUCAAGACAGAGGCUACAGUUGCCAGCACUGUGCUCCUGUGGUGAUACCAUUUGGGACACACACCCUGAGACUUGCGCCAAUAACUGUUUCUUCUAUAAAAAUCACAGAGCAUAUGCUCGAGCACUGCAGUCACUUUUAACAUCCUCUGAAGUCAAAUAAAGAUCCAUUAAAAACUCUUGUAAACAGAAUUUGUAUUAUUACACUAAUAUUUUAAACAAAGUUUUUAAACCUUGUAUCAUAUAAACCUGUGUAGUCACAAGUACACUUUGGUGUAUUGAUAUACUAGGGAUGUUUCAGUUAUUUCUUCAUUAAUAAAAAGAAUGAACUGAUUUACUAAGGGUUUUCCAUAAUUAUUGUCAUUCACAAAUAGUUGUGACAGGGUGAUGCAGCAUUUAAUGUGUAUUUCUCAUGGACAAAUAUGAAUAAAAAAUAGAUGUAAAUUUUUUUCAAAUACAAAAGACCAGUGGUUCAUAACCUUUUUGGAAGUACCAAACCCCAAAAGUUUCAUACAGGCAUUCACAGAACCCUUCUUAAAAGUUCCAUGGUCUGCACUGACAAAGUCCAAUUGUGAAGCAUAGGAGUCUGGCGUGUGUCUUGUGACCUCUAACAAACCCUUGAGACUAACUCCCUGAACCCCAUGAGUUCAAUUGAGCACAAGUUAAGAACCACUGCAAAUAUAGCCAUGAGACUCUAAUAUUACAAUUUACACUAUAAGGUCUUAAUAUACUGUUGUGACAGUAUCCAUGUCAGAAUUUGCCUUAUACAAGAAUAAUACAUGCACAACUAUUUUUACACCACAAAUACAAUGUUAAAGUACAUUGUUCUUUUACAUUAUUUAAAAGAGCAUGAGUAAUGUGACUUAAGCCUGUCUAGACAUUAGAAGCGCAAUGUUCUUUAAUUAAAUAACAUUAGUGAUUAACAGGUCUCUUCUACCCCAUUUCGCUAUUUGUUUCUUUGUCUCAUCAACAGCACUGUAUUAUAUUAUGUGGAUAUGAUGUGUAGUUGUGAUAAAUCAGGGGUCCCCAAACUUUUCAGUCCGAGGGCAGCAUUAACUAUCAAAUUUCAGUUCGGGGGCCAGUUUCUUCCAGGCAUGUCUUUGAUUUUUCUGGGCAAAGUUCCUCAGCCAUCACCAACAAACGUUUUUCGGUGGACAAAAAGAUCUCCGUGGGCCGGAUGAGAGGACCUCGUGGGCCGCAGUUUGGAGACCCCUGUGAUAAAUUGAUUGUAAAUAGUGUGGUGUCUGUAUAUUGUAAACAUUUAACACAUGCAUACUCUGUAUUAUCGUAAGUCUACUUUAAAAAUUCUUAUGAUUUUAAAAUUUUCAUACUUGAAAUAAAAUAUUUUGUACAUUA
Physella acuta is the source of this 2705-nucleotide messenger RNA. Its product is annotated as coiled-coil domain-containing protein 15. The record is from RefSeq and is a predicted model, not a curated record. NCBI's taxonomy places the organism in Eukaryota, Metazoa, Mollusca, Gastropoda, Physidae. Gene Ontology annotation, cellular component: centrosome.